UCGACUCAGUCAGUCAUCAUCAAUUAACUUUGUAGUAGAAUUUUUUCUUCGUUGUUGUCGUUUCUGUGAUUGUUAUUCAAGCACGCGAGUAAAUAAGUAAAUAUUUUAAUGUAUAUCAGUGGAAAAAAAAGUAAAUAUUUUAUUUUAUUAAUGAUGGGAACGAUAAGAAAACUUACAAUUAAAUAAUUUAAAAAAAAUAAAUAAACAAUUUUUCACCUGCAAAAAUAAUAAAAAUAAAUAAAAAAAAAAUUAAAAUGUUGCAAAAAAAUAACUGAGUAACGAAGAAAGUGAUUUCAUGAAUAUUUUUAUAAAUUUCUCGACGAGAAGAAUCAACACGAAACAUCUUCUUCUGUAUUUUUUCAUGGACAUUCGUGCUUACAAAUAAAUAAAACGAAUAGAAAAGAAGUGAAAGAAACCAAUAAAAAAAUAAAAUAAAUAAAUAAAAUGAAAUCAUUAUUUAAUUAAGUGCAAUAAAAACGCAUGAGUUUUCCUUAACGCUCGUUUUAUUGUGUAGGUCACUUACAUCUGUAUUUUUUUUCUAACUGCAGAACGAUGCAAAGUUGCAUGAAAAGUGAAAUUAUUUAUUGACGUAUUAGAACUUUUUUUUUUUUUUGAUAAAAACGGGUCAAACGAGUAUUUCCUGUCCUUCCCCGUUGACAUUCGGGUCUGCCAUACCCGACCACGUCGUCGUCACAUCGACAGAUAAUCACCAUAUACAUUGUGGCCGACUACCUACAAAUGUAAUCGCAUUUAUGAAUAUUUAAUUCAUUCAUUGAUAUUAUAAUUGAAAGUCGUACGCGAAACAAAAAAAAAAGCAGCAACAUAAUAUCACGAGCGAACAUGAAGGUACGCGAUAAGACAACCACAUCGCCGAUAUGUUGUAGUAGUGCCGUAACAGCUGAUGGCACGAUGGCAACAAAAGGCACCGAAAGCAGCAGCAACAACGUCGUCAAGUGUGUUUUAAAUUUUGAUCAGCUCGCGUAUCGACCGGGAAGCGGCGUCAAAUGUAUGAUUACAUUAACGUUUGCUGAGGCAUUUGAAUAUCGGAAUAUUAGCAUAAGGUUUCUCGGACAAAGUAACACAUCCUUUAGCAAGAGGAAAGUGGCGGCAUUUAAACAUCGGUUUGCGAAAUAUUCCGCUAGUCAAGAGCAUUUUCGGUGGUAUAAGGAUGUCGUCAGCAGUGUCGAUGACAAUGGAUCGAUAUUACAACCUGGAACAUACAAAUACGAAGUCACUUAUACCCUUCCGCACAGUAUUCCGUCCACGUAUCAUGGCGAACACGGCAGCGUGGUGUAUACCGCGAAACUGAGCAUCGACAAGCACUUUAAGGACAAUCCGGAGCUCACGAAGGAAUUUAUCGUGGAAUCACCGUUCGAAGAUACCGCACAUCUCUUCGUGCCGACCCUCGAUGCGCCCAUAACUGUCGAUAAUAGCAUAGAUUUCUGCUGUUGCUGCUGCCGUCCCUCGCAACUUGGCAUCUCGACGACAAUUCCAACGGGCGCCUACACCACGGGCCAAAAUAUUCCCCUCACCGUCGAAUGUCAAAACAUCAAAAACAUCCACAGAUUCAAGCUGGACAUCAAACUCUGCAAAAUUAUCUCGUUUCACAGCACGCAACCCGAAACCGAGGUCAAAAAAGACAUCAAAGUCCUGUCGCAACUCGUACUCACGAACAAAGAUCACUUUGAUACGAAAACGUGGGCCGGCAAACUCAAGAUUCCCUUUGUCGAUAUUCCGAAUUUGCAAAAGUGCGCGAUAAUUGACGUGCAAUUUGUGAUUAGGACGAUGGCGAGUAUCGAUGGUGCGCUGAAAAAUGUCCAGCUAAAUGAGAUUUCGUUGCAUGUGGAGCCCGGCAAGGCCGUUAUCAACGAAGAAGCGAACGAGAAACUCGCACCUCUUGCGAAGGAAAUGGAGGAAUUUGACUCGUUGUUGUUGUACGAUGCCGAAUCACCACCUUUGGGAUACACCGAGACAAUUUUCUGAUCCUUAAUUACCUCGCUUCAUGACGAGCAUGCAGCCACUUGAGAUUAAAAAAAAUAUUUAUUGAAGACAAUUUUAUUUAGCUUUACUGAAAUCGAAACAAAAAAAAAAAUCACAACUGGUACACGAAUAAUUUAAACUCUGCCGUUCAAAUCUGUGCCUUGAUAUGAUAAACUUUGGAAAAUAUGAAUUAUUGAAACAAAAAAAAAUAUUUUAAAGAAAAAUAAACGC
Molecule: messenger RNA, 2211 nt
Organism: Culicoides brevitarsis
Lineage: Eukaryota; Metazoa; Arthropoda; Insecta; Diptera; Ceratopogonidae
Product: arrestin domain-containing protein 17-like
Exons: 4
Coding region: 841-1983 (380 amino acids)
Biological process (GO): protein transport
Cellular component (GO): cytoplasm
Source: RefSeq, a predicted model, not a curated record